Pseudogymnoascus destructans is the source of this 876-nucleotide messenger RNA. RefSeq lists its product as uncharacterized. Lineage: Eukaryota; Fungi; Ascomycota; Leotiomycetes; Thelebolales; Thelebolaceae. The record is from RefSeq and is a predicted model, not a curated record. The coding region runs from base 1 to 876 and encodes 291 amino acids. The transcript has 2 exons.
AUGGACUCAACAUACGACUACUACAGCCUGAGUAAAAUUGAUGAAGACCCUGACGACUUGUUUAAGCAAACCCACGGCCUCUUCGAGGAGGUUCAGGAGGUGAUGGAGAAUCUCACCCCAGCUCAAGCAGACGCCUACGAAAAGGACAGCGUCGAUUCUAUGGUUUCGAUGAUCUUUGGAUCGAAUUUCAUCGAAAAGGCAGGAUCUGAGCACAAUAUUACCUUGAAAAUAUGCGAGAAGAUCUUUUUUGGGCUUUCUGUGCCAUCUGAAAUCCCAGAUCGCGACCCAGAGUACCUCGCAACACGCAACCACCUCAUCCAGCAAGGACUCGAUGCGAGUUAUAGUGCUGUUAUCCGCAGUAGGAGAGAGACCAUCCAGCAUGCCAAGGCGUCAAGUGACAAGUCCUCGACAUACGCUGGCAUGUACCGUAAGGUAAUGGUAUCCGCUGGUUUCAACGGCUUUGUCUCGCCAGCGAGCAUCCCCUCAGCAAUGCGCAAUCUCGUGCAAGAUUUCAACCGUGAUAUCACCAAGGCUGAGCAGGAAGGAGCCCUCGACCCAUUCUCACUCGCUGCAAAAUACUGCCAUAAGUUCGUUAACAUCCACCCUUUCGUCGAUGGCAAUGGCCGUAUGUGCCGACUUCUCCUGAAUGCGGUCCUACUCAAAUAUGCCGGCAUCGUCAUUCCUCUUGGCGAAGAAGAACCUAGCCGCACUGCAUACCUUGAGGUUGCGACUAGGGCGUCAGAGAUGGAAAGUUUAGGAGUGGAUGACGAUGAGCAAAGUGUAAAGCCAGCAUGGUCAGGGCUGUCAUCACUGCUUAUCAAGGAAGCAUGCACUCGCUUCAAGACGUUCAGAGAAAGACUCCGCGCAGCAGCUUGA